UAAAUACAAAUAUAAUUAUCACUAAGUAGUAUUAAUUAUUGCGAUCAGAAUACUGCAAGAUGGGCUUUGAUCAAUCAUUAAUUGUUGGUCACGUUGACGAGGAGCUGCUAUGUCCGAUUUGCGCCGAUGUCUUGGAGGAGCCGUUGCAGUCAUCCGGCUGUGAGCACGCCUUCUGUCGCUUCUGCAUCGAAACUUGGAUGAAUGAGAAGCACAUCUGUCCAGUGGAUCGAUCUGAUCUACUGCCUGUCCAUCUGGUGACCGUUCCGAGAUUCAUGCGUAAUAUGUUGGGAAGGCUGAAGAUCAAGUGUUGUUUUUCAGAAAACGGUUGCUCGGCACUUAUGCCGUUGGAGCAGUAUCGCAGGCAUGUGGAGAACUGCCAAAGCAAUCCCAAGGUGGAGGUACUCUGCACUAAGGGCUGUGGCAUGAAGGUUCCCAAGGAUGAGAUGUUCAGGCACAACUGCGUCCUCGAGCUACGUCUGCAGCUCCAGCAUCAACUCAGUGCCUUGUCUCAGCUUCAGCAAAUGCAGUCCCGACAGGAGCAACGUCUGGUCCAACAAAGGCGUGAGCUGGAGAUGCUCCAGCAUUAUAUUGCCACGCUGCGUGCAACAAAUCCCGUUAUUCGCACUGUUGGGGAUCAGCUGGAUCGAUACUGGCUGAUGCGCUGGGGACGUAGUCUGCCCCUGGCUUCGGUUCGCACCUGGGGCAGCCUGAUCUCGACGCCGGACUCAACCAUGGUGCAGACUGUGCGCGAGGGCCUACGGGCCAGUGGAUGUCCCAUGCGCUUGAUGGGGAUGCUGUUAGACUGUAGCUACGAAGAAAGCUGGCCAGAUGGCUUGAGCACGCUGGAGAUGCGUCGCAUGAACCAGCACAGGCUUGCUCAGUUUGUGACGCGAUUGCUGCCCAUUGGCAUCACUGGCAGGCCAUGUGUCAUCCUCUUGGGCGGCGAUAAUGCUCACAUGCCCGACAAUCUGCGUCCUGCUCUGGGCAUUGUAAUUAUUUUCAUUAAUGGCGUCGAUGAGACACAUGCGGAGUUGUCUCCAGCUCCGUUGUCAGAAGCCGAUUACCCAUAAGAGCGGAGUUCGGAACGAAACAUAAUCACGAAGCAUAUGCAAUAAUGUUAAAGUUUGAUUUAUAUCUAAAUUGGAACAUAAUUAUUUGAAAACAAGUUGGAAAUGUGGUUCUUAACUCUGAUACCAAACUUAGCAGAAGAUAGAAUAACAUUUUGUGAAAAAAUUAUCAACAUAGUGAUGAUUGAUUGGUGUUUUUCACUUUAUUAUUUAGUAUGAACUUAAGCAGCUUUCAUAUUUCGAUUUGGAUUGACCAAAGCAAU
Drosophila grimshawi is the source of this 1330-nucleotide messenger RNA. RefSeq names its product E3 ubiquitin-protein ligase NRDP1. Lineage: Eukaryota; Metazoa; Arthropoda; Insecta; Diptera; Drosophilidae. Gene Ontology annotation, molecular function: ubiquitin protein ligase activity. Gene Ontology annotation, biological process: protein ubiquitination. Bases 60 to 1070 code for a protein of 336 amino acids. The transcript has a single exon. The record is from RefSeq and is a predicted model, not a curated record.